GUAUGUCAGACCCUGGUUGUUGAAGCGGCACUGAUUCGUUAGCAGCUGGAAUGUGUAUCCCAAUCAGGGUGACCCCCUCCCCCAGCAGUGGCUUACAAAACCAGUGCACAAUGAGACUGGCUGCUCAGAGAGCAUUCAUCUGGGAUACCUGCUUCACUGGACACAGGAGUCACAUCGCUGCACAGGGAUCAUUGCAUCAUGCACUUCGUAUUUUCCUUGGUCUUUCUUCCAUUGGUUUAUACAUACUAUGGUGGCCAACCAGGGGCAAGGCAAAGAAGUGAGGCUGAAAUAUUAAAAGACAUACAUGAAAAAGUAGAUGAUUUAUGGAAUGUAUAUGGUAGCAAAUAUCCCCUUCUAAAUAAUGCCGACACGGUGAUUUAUGCUACCUGUAAUCUGCAACCAAAUCCUCUACUGAAUGCGACUGAGCCUAAAAUCACUGGAAAAGUGCUGUUUAAGCAGACCUACCCACAAGGGAAACUGGAGGCCUACUUUGAUAUACAAGGAUUUCCUCAGAGUGAAUCUACAAGAGCCAUUCACAUCCACACCUUUGGUGACUUUAGUAACGGCUGUAACUCUGCUGGCGGACACUACAAUCCAUAUUCUGUAAAUCAUCCCCAUCAUCUUGGAGAUUUUGAAAAUGUCAAUGUCCGGAAUGGAGAGAUCAAGCAACACCUCUCUAAUCUUAAACCUAGCCUCUUUGGCCCAGUCUCUGUUAUGGGUAGAUCGGUUGUUGUACACAAACUUAUUGAUGACCUUGGCAAAGGCAAUAACACGGCCAGUCUGGAAAAUGGAAACGCUGGAGCACGUCUAGCUUGUUGUGUGAUUGGGUACACCGAUGAUGCCAGCUGGAAUAAAUUGAUGCCAGAGUCUGAUGGUAAAUAGCAUGAUGAAUCUAUAUUAAAUAGUAAUUCAAAGGAUCCGUCUACUAAAAUAGAAUAAUAAAAAAAAAAAGAUGAUUGGACCUGAGGUUUAAGCUCCACUGAUCUGCUCCAUCUAAUAUAAGGGAGUCGAAGAACUUUACACUUUGGAUUACAUUUUACCAUAUACAACAAGAUAUAUUAGUCUCUUAGAUGAUAGGUGGGGAAAGGGGAAUCUGGCAGGGAGAUAUCAUUACUAAAAUUCCCCAGUGAUAUAACAAGUCAAUGGGUCACUCUCGGACCUGUAUCCAUCAGUUACUGAAAUAUCGUUUUUGAGUAACAGUGGUGAUCAUAAAUGCAAAAUCGCUGUUUUAUUUUGGUUAAUGUUUGUAAUUUUACUUAGCAAUGAGGACAAUGUGUUUAAAAUGUAUGUUAUGUUUGAUUUAUUUUCGUCUUUAAAUUGCUGUUAAAUAAAAGUUGACUUGAAAUCAAAUAAAC
Rana temporaria (common frog) is the source of this 1355-nucleotide messenger RNA. Its product is annotated as extracellular superoxide dismutase [Cu-Zn]-like. Gene Ontology annotation, molecular function: superoxide dismutase activity; copper ion binding. Gene Ontology annotation, biological process: removal of superoxide radicals. The record is from RefSeq and is a predicted model, not a curated record. NCBI's taxonomy places the organism in Eukaryota, Metazoa, Chordata, Amphibia, Anura, Ranidae. The coding region runs from base 199 to 882 and encodes 227 amino acids. The transcript is spliced from 2 exons.